Messenger RNA from Funneliformis geosporum, 1731 nucleotides. The record is from the annotation of a GenBank genome assembly. NCBI's taxonomy places the organism in Eukaryota, Fungi, Glomeromycota, Glomeromycetes, Glomerales, Glomeraceae.
AUGACUGCUGUACUAAGAUCUACGAAUUUCUUAAGCUUUAAGAUUUCUGCUGAUAAAACUGUCCAUGCCUAUUUUAAGAACGUAGAGGCCAGGUACUGGCAAUUGAAGCAUUACCUAAGCUUUCGUUUGAAAUCUGACGAAAUAAUCUUACCGUGGAAUACCGUAUAUGACGAUUGGAGACUAUCACUCGUUUAUAUUUUCAAGGACUACUCUAAAAUAGUUCCAAGCUCUCUAUCUGCUUUUUGUAAAGAUUUAUAUAAUAUUUGUGACACGUUUGAAGGCAACGUCGUACGGGAAACUUGUGAAAAUUUGUAUAAUGAAUUUUACGAACUGAACCUCGACGUGCAAAUUAACGAAAGAAUCCGUCAAAUUGAUUCCACUGUGUUUUCGGAACAUAAAAUUUCGGAAGUAUUACGAAUGUCAUCAAAUAAAAAGCGAUCUGUGGAAUGUAAUGAAGCAGAAUCUUCCAAUGGAAAACGAACUCGGCAUGUCGCACCCGAAUCAGAAAUUGAUCAUGAAGAAUGUGAAUAUGAAAAUAAACUGAAUCUUUCGAAUGAAGAGUCCAGCUUAUGUAACAGCCAAGAAGAAAGUGUUGAGUACGAUGUGGAAGAAAUAAGAAAUCUGUUAAAUGAAUCAGAGACAUGUUCACAGGAGAUGAACAAAAUUUUAUCCAGUUUUCGAACGUACCAACAUGAAACCAGGAAUAUCCUUUCGGAAAAUGGGAUAAUGGACUUGAGUCCGACAUCAGAAUUUGUUCUUCUAUAUACAGAAGAAGUUGAUUAUGAUAAAUUGAUAAAAGAAAAUUUUGAAUCGAUCGACAAGAUGUUUCCAGAAAAAGCGCAUGAAUUCCUAACAGAUUUCUUUUCAGAGAAUUUGAACGAAGAUCAGUGGGAAGAGAAACUUGAAAAUUUGAUGGAAAAUAAAGGAAGCCCAGAAGAAUUUUUUCAGCAGUCCGGAGAGAAUCCAAGACAGGAUAAAUUUAUUACGAAGUUAAAAAUAUUCAUGUUAGAAACAUUACCAACAUUUUUUGACGCCUAUAAACUGAUGUCAGAAAAUCCGCUUAAGAAUCGUGAAAUGGCAGAAGAAGAAUAUAUGUAUACCUUCGUUCAUCCUAUCUUAAAGAAAGCCCUCAUUCGAUUUUCUGGAAUCCGAUAUGCCAUUAAAGCUUCCGCUUAUCGAAAAACUAUAAUGAAUCAAGAUGGUAAAGCAGAUCGUGCAGAUGGCAUUGCGUAUACAUCGAAUCAGCAAAAUUCGUAUGAGAUCUCCGUUGUUGAAGGCAGUAGAUCAUAUGUUACUGAAAGGAACAAAGAAACAAAUGAUUUCAUUCAAAAUGCCAGAGCAGCGAAAGACAUGAUUAACUUUGCAGUAACACAAGAGGUAUUGCAUAAACGGGCACUACCAUCAUACUUUCGUACGUUCAUGGUUCAGGUUUUUGAGUUUAAUCUACGAUUUUAUUUCAUGGACUAUCUCGUCCAGUAUUGUAUUUUUGAGAUUGAAACGUGUGAAAUACCUACUGAUUGGAAGGAGACCCUUCAGUUUACCUCUUUUUACAGGGCAAUUGUGACAUGGGCGUUAUUAGUUGGAGAAGCCGAUAAAAAAUUUCAACAAUCCAGAAAUAAAAGGAGCUCUCGUUUAAGUAACUGCCAUAAUAUUCGAAAAGUGUUAAAACUUUCGCAUAAUAAAGCUCGGGAAGGCAAAAAAAAGGAUAUGACGAAGACUAAGCUUAUCUGA